Molecule: messenger RNA, 1709 nt
Organism: Syngnathus typhle (broad-nosed pipefish)
Lineage: Eukaryota; Metazoa; Chordata; Actinopteri; Syngnathiformes; Syngnathidae
Exons: 7
Coding region: 123-1079 (318 amino acids)
Biological process (GO): regulation of bone resorption; regulation of osteoclast development; regulation of actin cytoskeleton organization
Cellular component (GO): plasma membrane
Source: RefSeq, a predicted model, not a curated record
AGCGUCCUGUGACUCGUUUCCUUCCUCAACUGCUGUGAUGGCCCAGAAUUGGUGUGUCUUGAUGCAAUUCCAUACGCAUGUGCUAGUGUGUGUGUGUGUGUAUACCGUAAGUGCAUUCAAACAUGCGUACGUGUGUGCUUCUGUUACUGGUGACCACAGGAACCGUGCCAUCGUCCGCGUUGACCGUGCAUGUCUCUGACGUCAACGUGUUGCGAGGACAAGAAGCCGUCCUGGGAUGCUCCUUCACUCAUCAAGACCGCAAUGCUGGGAACAUCGAGCUGAGCUGGAUCGGCAGAAAAAAAGACGGACCGCCAUUUUUCCAAUGUCAAGUAAAGAACGACUCAUCGGCCUUGCCGGACGACUGCUUUGGCACGGAGGAUUACGCGUUGGCCGGUGACCUCCGCCAGGGGAUGGCGUCGCUUCGCAUCAAACAUGACAAGGUGUCUGAGGGCGAGUACUUCUGCCAAGUGACGCUGGAUGGAAAAAAAGAAGUGAGCAAAGCGCUGAUGCUGAACGUACAAGUGAGGCCCGCAAUCCUGAGUCUGUCACUGAUCACCGGCAGCGCCCCCCAGAGGCUGGAGUGUUUGGCGGAGGGCAAGCCGAUACCCAACAUCACCUGGAUGUCGGCCUCCGGGAGCCCGUUAAAGACAACAUUAGAGGUUCAGACCUUAUCGACGGGUUCGUUCUUGAACAGCUCCGUCCCGUACAAACAGCAGGACGAGCUCACCUGCCGGGUGGAGAGCGAGCUGGGGAGGGCCGAGCAGACGUACCGGCCGGCCAACGCGAAGAGGGAUGUGGUCCUGGCAUGCGGUACGGUCGCCGCGGCGCUUCUGCUGUUGGCCACAGGGGGCGUCAUCGUCCACCGACUGAGGCUCAGAGCUCGAAAUCGCCACGCUCAGAUUCCACAAAACCCUGGUGAUGCUGAUGCACUUCCGACUGUUUAUAGCGCUCUUGCUCUUCCUGAAGCCAGUGAAGGCGUGCCGUCCACCACACGUGCUCUCACACAUCAAGAGCAAGAUAUGUUUUAUUCGACUGUGACCUUUCAUAAAUCAUCUUCAUCUUCCAAGUUCAUCAGCUAGCCUCUGUUCUGCCCAAGCGGCAAAGGGGUAGAGUCAAAAUAAAAAAUAUGAUUUUGAGCCAGUUGCUUUGGUCAUUCCAACGUGGGAGCACUGACAGGAAGUGGCGUGGUUAACAGAGUAAGAAUCUUGUGACCUUUGCAUGACUGCGUCUUCACCUGCUCAGUGCUCACACUUUCACUUCCCACCACACAAACACACACACAUUACUGUAAAAUAGUUUCUGCCUGAUUUUCAUCUUUAUAUGUAGCCUUUUUGUAGUCUUUUUAGUCUUUUAUUUUUGUACUCUUUGUAGUCUAUUAGCAUUUUGCUUAUUUCUUUUUGCGGCCUUGUCGUACUUUUUUUGUGAUGUUUUGUAUAGUUUUUUUUUGUACUUUCUACUCAUUAUAGUCUUUGGUAGUCUAAGCAUUUAUUUAGAUUUUUAUAUUUGUUUAGGUUUUUGUAUAGCCUUGAGCCAUUUUUGUUGCCUUUUUAGUCUUUCUGUGUGUUUUUCUAACGACAUUUGUAGUAUGAAAGUACGCAUAAUCUGUUUUUGUUGAUUGUGUUCAGGGUUGAACCUGUUACCGAGCUAUCUUGGAGUGCAAAGUUCAUACUACACUUGUCAAUAAAAACAAUAAAAGUGAGUUACAUGAA